AUGGCACAUUUUACACGUUUUGUUGCAAUUGAAGAUAAAUCUCAAACUAGUUUAUUCACAUUUAUCUUACCAAGUUCGUACCUAUUGAAUACUGAGGAAGAAUUGUUAACACGCGAAUUUAUUUGUAAACACAUACCAUUUGUAUUAUCUUUUGUAAAAAAUGGUGAUCAAUUAAAUGCGUUUCUACUUCGACGUAAUAUAUCGGAAUCGCUCGAAGUCACUCUCGAUUUCUCAUUAAAUUUAUUAUGUCGUGAACAUUUUACACGUAAUGAAAAUUUUGUCGAAAAACAAUGUAAAUUUAAUCGUACAACUACGUUACAUGGUCGAAAAUCAUUUACAUCUAUAAAUCGUUUAUGUUCUGUUGAUUUUAUGGAUGAACGUGGAAAUAUUCAGUGUGAAUUAGAGAUAAAAAAUUUAGCUUGUAGCUACAUGUACGAAGUACAAAUACCCUCACAUGCCCAAUCGCCAUAUGGACACGUGAUGACUAAACAACCGUUAGAUCAAAAAAUAGAAACAUCUCAUUUCUUUUAUUCAAAUUAUGAGUGGUGUUGUAUUAUACAACCAAAACUCGAUAGUGUCGGACAAUUAGGCUAUUUUCGUUUGUAUAUUCAACGUAUAACACCGUGUGAUCAUUCAGUCAAAUUAACAUAUAGAGUCAAAUUAGUAAAUGGAAAUUUUGUAUGGGAUGCAAAUCAAGAGCGAUUAUCGAAUGGACCACAACAACAAUCAUUACCCUCUAAAACUGAUAAUGAAGUUAAUUAUACAGAUGUCAAUGGAAUGUGUAGACCGUAUAGAAUUGAUCGAGUACGAGAAUUAUUACAAACAAAUGGAAAAUUUGUCAUUAAUAUUGAUUUGAAAGAUGCUGUUACUGUGUUUCCAAUUAUUGUUGAUCCAUUUGCUCAACAUCCUAUUCCUGUUCCUUUUAUUGAUAAAGAUAAGCAGGCGUGGACCGUUGAAGCCUACAUCGAAGAACAAUGUUUUAUAAUUCGUCUUUAUUAUCAAGAUAUAUUUAAAAUACCGGUUGGUUAUGUGAGAUGUAUCUGUUUUAACAUUACGGUGAGAAAUCAUGAUGAUACAAAAAUAACUACAUCCGUAUUUCAAAAACCAGUAACGAAGUAUUAUUCGCAAAAAGAUAAUGAUGAAGGAUUAGAGAUAAGUACAACAUUGGAUGUUGAAGAGCUUACCCAUCACGGCUACUUGAAUGAACAUCAUGGCGUCACUAUUGAAAUAGAGACAUUUUACACACAUUUAAUGUUUCAACCGGAGUAUUCACCGUUGGACGAUAUUGUACGGAAACACAAACUUCAAAUCAUGCGUGAAUUAUUGGCUGCUCAAAAUGAAAAUUAUUCAUUAGAGAAACAAAUGCAUAAUUUACAAAUGACAAUUCAGAAUCCAUCCUCUCGUGCAUUAUCAUCAGACAUGGGUAAUUUGUCAUUAAUGGGGGGUGGAAUGAGUGCACCAACAACACCUAAUGUUGUCCGAAAAUACUAUGAGAUGAAAUAUGGUGAUAAAGGUUCAUCAACAAAUUUAAGUGAUCAUCAAUCAACUACCAACAUCUCCAACACAUCGUCAACAAUACCUUCAGCAUCUUCAAAUAUUAUUCGCAACGGUAUUGGCCCUAAAGGAUCCAAUCCUGUGCCACCACCUAUGACAGUAGGAGCAAGAGGCUCUGCGUUUAAAUUUCCUACACCACGUCUGCCUAAUUCACUUCAAAACACACUACAAAAUACAUCUCAAUCCAUACAAUCAAAAUUACCCGCUAGUCUACAAAAAUUACCUCAAAGUUUACAAAAUCCAACAAUUAAUAUGUUAGCGACUAAGUUUCAGAAUGCGUUUUCCUGA
This is a messenger RNA of Didymodactylos carnosus, 1842 nucleotides long. The record is from the annotation of a GenBank genome assembly. NCBI's taxonomy places the organism in Eukaryota, Metazoa, Rotifera, Eurotatoria, Philodinida, Philodinidae.